GUGCCUGGAACAACCUGGGUAGUAGAAGAGUCACACACAGACCUGGUGGUGAUAGGUGGUUGCAGAUGAUGGGGCACAGUCUGGAUCACACUGCAGCUCUGUCUCAGAAGAUGUAGGAUCUCUCAGAGCUGACCUCCUCUUCACAACUCUCUCUGGAGUCAUCUCCCCGGAUAUCCCAGCUGUCUCCUCCUGCUCCCUGAUCAGACCUGGAAACAUCAGAGGAGACCUGUGCAGGUUGAGCUCCUAGCAGCUCUGCAGUCACAUAUAUCCUGGAUCCUUCACUUCAACUCUGCCAGUUCUGUGCAGACCCCCUGGGUGAGCCUUGUGCCUGUGCAGGGUUCUGCUGCCAGUGCCUCUGAUGCCGGUGGAUGAUGAGGGCACUGCUGGAAGAGCUGGGGGUCCGGGCAUUGCUGUUCGGGGUCUUUGUGUUUACAGAGUUUUUGGAUCCUUUCCAGCGUGUUAUCCAACCAGAAGAGAUCUGGCUGUAUAAAAAUCCCCUGGUACAAUCAGACAACAUACCUACACGGCUGAUGUUUGCCAUUUCAUUCCUGACACCACUGGCUGUCAUUUUUGUGGUGAAAAUUAUCCAGCGAACGGACAGAACCGAGAUUAAAGAAGCUUGUUUGGCUGUCUCCCUGGCAUUGGCACUGAAUGGAGUUUGCACUAAUACUAUCAAACUCAUAGUGGGAAGGCCCCGUCCUGAUUUUUUUUAUCGGUGUUUUCCUGAUGGGGUAUCAAAUGAAGAAAUGCACUGCACUGGAGAUGCCAGCCUUGUGUCCGAGGGCAGAAAGAGUUUUCCCAGUAUCCACUCUUCCUGUGAGUAA
Bufo gargarizans (Asiatic toad) is the source of this 824-nucleotide messenger RNA. RefSeq names its product phospholipid phosphatase 4 (gene PLPP4). The transcript is spliced from 5 exons. Lineage: Eukaryota; Metazoa; Chordata; Amphibia; Anura; Bufonidae. Gene Ontology annotation, biological process: phospholipid metabolic process. Gene Ontology annotation, molecular function: phosphatidate phosphatase activity. The coding region runs from base 369 to 824 and encodes 151 amino acids. The record is from RefSeq and is a predicted model, not a curated record.